Molecule: messenger RNA, 339 nt
Organism: Clunio marinus
Lineage: Eukaryota; Metazoa; Arthropoda; Insecta; Diptera; Chironomidae
Source: the annotation of a GenBank genome assembly
AUGGCAGCGGAAAUGGAACAUUAUCAGGAAAAAGGAAAAGAUAGCAAGAAGGCGGAAAAAGCACCGUCGAGAAUUGACACGAGGCAAACGAAUAUCGGAAUAAAAUCUCAAUUCUCUCAAACGAUUCGUCAGCACAUAAAAGCAACAUUUAUUAAAAAUGUUUCAACAUUUCCUGAUUUAGAAAGAAAAGUUUCAUUAUUCAAAGCAACAGAAAUUCAAGCACUGAGCAUGGGUGGGGAAAAUGAGUUGAGAAAGCAAAUCAUGUUGAACAUAAACGAUUUAAAAAGCUUUAAAAAUGGUUGCAAUGACAAAUUGACCAUAAGUGUCAACUAUUUUUAA